GUGGUUCUAUCGGCAAUGUUAGUAUUGAUCAUGCACGAGUUUCACCGGUACGUGAACGGGCCGUAUCGAAUCGAAAUACAAGUGUCGUUGUUGAAAUUGACAGUGGCAGCAGUAGCAGCAAAGCAACUGGGCUUGGAGGCAGCAGCAAUGCACGCGAAUUAUCACCAACACCGAAAAAUACACCCAGAAAAAUGUCACAAGAUUAUCGCUCGCGUGCUGGUAGCUUCAUACAUCUUGACGAGGACGGACGUCCUAUUCUACUACGCAAACCAAUACGUUUAAAAAAUAUUGAAGGCCGACCAGAAGUUUACGAUACGUUGCACUGUAAGGGACGUGAGAUUCUUUCGUGCUCGAAGUCAACAUGCAUGAGCAGCGUCAUGAAUUUUGGCACUGCACCCGUUGAAGCACGUAAAACUGAGAUUGUUAUGGACCACGCAAAGGAUUUUUUGGAUCAGUAUUUUACAUCAAUUAAGCGAUCUUCUAGUGCAGCUCAUGAUGCUCGUUGGCAACAGGCUCGUCAGAGUAUUGAAAGUUCUGGUACAUAUCAGCUUACAGAAACUGAAUUAAUAUAUGGAGCUAAACUAGCUUGGAGAAAUUCUUCACGAUGUAUUGGACGUAUACAGUGGUCAAAACUGCAAGUUUUUGAUUGCCGGUACGUAACAACAACAAGUGGCAUGUUCGAGGCAAUUUGCAAUCACAUAAAAUACGCAACCAACAAAGGAAACCUAAGGUCGGCGAUUACAAUAUUUCCACAAAGGACCGAUGGUCUACAUGAUUAUCGCAUCUGGAACAGCCAACUCAUUUCGUACGCUGGCUACAAGCAAACCGACGGCAAAGUUGUGGGCGAUCCUAUGAACGCAGAGUUUACUGAGGUUUGCAUGAAAUUGGGCUGGAAGGGUAAAGGCACGGAAUGGGAUAUUUUGCCGUUGGUUGUAUCAGCAAAUGGAAACGAUCCCGACUAUUUCGAUUAUCCACCGGAAUUAAUCUUGGAAAUCCCAUUAAGUCAUCCGAAGUUCGAGUGGUUUGCCGAUUUGGGCUUACGUUGGUAUGCAGUACCGGCGGUUUCGAGCAUGUUGUUCGACGUUGGCGGACUACAAUUUACGGCAACCACAUUCAGCGGUUGGUAUAUGUCAACAGAGAUUGGCUGUCGGAAUUUAUGUGACACAAAUCGUCGUAAUAUAUUAGAGACUGUUGCAUUAAAAAUGAAUUUGGAUACGCGCACCCCUGCAUCACUUUGGAAGGACAAGACAGUGGUUGAAGUCAAUAUAGCCGUAUUGCAUUCAUAUCAGAGCCGUAACGUUACCAUAGUGGACCAUCAUACGGCAAGUGAAAGUUUCAUGAAACAUUUCGAGAAUGAAUCCAAAUUGCGCAAUGGUUGCCCUGCUGACUGGAUUUGGAUUGUUCCGCCCUUGUCGGGUUCGAUUACCCCCGUUUUCCAUCAAGAGAUGUCGCUAUAUUAUCUAAAGCCAUCAUUUGAAUACCAAGAUCCGGCCUGGCGCACACACAUCUGGAAGAAGGAAAGUGGCGACGGCAAAAAUAAGAAGCCAAGACGUAAAUUUAAUUUUAAACAAAUCGCAAGAGCUGUUAAAUUUACAUCGAAAUUAUUUGGACGUGCUUUGUCGAAACGCAUCAAAGCCACCGUUCUUUAUGCCACAGAGACGGGCAAGUCGGAGCAGUAUGCGAAGCAACUGUGUGAACUCUUGGGGCAUGCAUUCAAUGCACAGAUCUACUGCAUGUCGGAUUACGAUAUAUCAUCCAUUGAGCAUGAAGCACUUUUGAUUGUUGUUGCAUCCACAUUUGGUAAUGGCGAUCCGCCAGAGAAUGGAGAGCUAUUCUCACAGGACUUGUAUGCUAUGAGACUACAGGAAAGUGGUGAGAGUGGGCAGGACUCAAGCAUGGGUGUCACCUCAUCCAAGUCGUUCAUGAAAGCCAGUUCAAGGCAAGAUUUGAUUAAGUUGCCCUUGCAACACAUAAAAAAAAUUGAUCGUUGGGAUUCCUUACGUGGUUCCGCUUCUGACACCUUCACUGAAGAAACCUUUGGGCCGCUGUCAAAUGUGCGAUUUGCAGUGUUUGCGCUUGGUUCUUCGGCUUAUCCGAAUUUCUGUGCAUUCGGUCAGUAUAUGGACAAUAUUUUAGGUGAACUUGGUGGCGAAAGGUUGCUUAAAAUAGCAUACGGCGAUGAAAUGUGCGGUCAGGAACAAUCUUUUCGAAAGUGGGCUCCAGAGGUCUUUAAGUUGGCUUGCGAGACUUUUUGCUUAGAUCCUGAAAGCUUAACGGAUGCUUCAUUGGCACUGCAAAACGAUUCACUUACUGUAAACAAUGUGCGUUUAUUACCAUCUACAACCGUCAGUAGUCUUGAAAACUUGCUUUCCAAGUAUCACAACAAGAAGGUCAAUUGUUGUAAAAUUAAGAGGGCACCACUUAAUCUAACAAAUCAAGGCAAUGGUGAAAAAACCACAAUACUUCUGGAAAUAUGUGCACCCGCAAUAGACUAUGAACCUGGUGAUCACGUUGGUAUAUUUCCAGCUAAUCGUGCAGAAAUUGUGGAUGGUAUAAUACAACGUUUGAGUGGUUUCGAUAAUCCUGAUGAAAUUCUGCAAUUACAAUUAUUGAAAGAGAAACAAACCUCAAAUGGCAUCUUCAAAUGCUGGGAGCCGCAUGAUAGAAUACCAGCAGACACUUUACGUAAUUUACUUUCACGUUUCUUUGACAUCACAACGCCACCUAGUCGACAGAUGCUAACACUAUUGUCUGGUUUCUGUGAAGAUCCUGCAGAUGUUGAACGUUUGCAAGUACUAGUAAGUGAUUCAUCAGCUUACGAAGAUUGGCGACAUUGGCGCUUACCACAUUUGUUGGAAGUGCUAGAAGAAUUUCCAUCAUGCACACCUCCUGCUUCUUUGGUAUUAGUAAAUCUAAUGCCGCUGCAAUCAAGAUUUUACUCAAUUUCAUCCUCACCAAACAAAGUCAAUAAUGAGAUACAUUUAACAGUGGCUGUUGUAAGAUAUCGCAGCGAAGAUGGUUCCGGCGAUGAACGUUUCGGUGUUUGUUCCAAUUAUUUAGCAAGUUUGAAGGAACAGGAUGAUUUGCAUAUAUUUGUGCGUAGCGCCCCUGGUUUCCAUUUGCCAAGAGAGCAUUCAAAGCCCAUUGUGCUGAUAGGACCAGGAACUGGAAUUGCACCGUUUCGUUCAUUUUGGCAGGAACUGGAAAUAUGGCGCGAAAUUAACACUCCAGAACAUUUGCCGAAAGUUUGGCUUUUCUUUGGCUGUCGCAAUCGUGAUGUCAAUUUAUAUGCUGAAGAAAAGGACCAGCUGGUGCGUGACCAAAUAUUAGAUCGAGUCUUUUUGGCACUUUCACGUGAGCCAAAUGUACCCAAAACUUAUGUGCAGGAUCUGAUUGAACAGGAAUUUGAUUCGUUGUACAACUUGAUUGUACAGGAAAAGGGACACAUCUACGUUUGCGGCGAUGUAACAAUGGCCGAGCAUGUUUACCAAACGUUAAGGAAAUGCAUCGCAGGAAAAGAGCAAAAAAGCGAAGCGGAAGUUGAGAAAUUUUUGCUAACAUUGCGUGAUGAGAAUCGUUAUCACGAGGACAUAUUCGGCAUCACUUUACGCACCGCGGAAAUUCAUACCAAAUCAAGGGCGACCGCUCGCAUACGCAUGGCAACGCAACCAUAAAAGUUAAAAAAUCCCCCGCAAACAGCGCAGCAGUAGCACAGCGGUUUGCGUGGAUUGAAGCAAAAAUUUCACGAUUGGCAACGCCACACCACACUACACUUCAGUAAUUAAAAAAAAAUUCAAUAAAUGUUACACAAUUACUUUAAAAAUAUAAAGUAAUUGUGUUCAGCUUAAUGCUUUAAGGUAAUUAAAUCUUAACCCAGAUGGUAGAUCCUUUAACAAGAAAUAUUUACUUGUAAAAAAAAAUAAAAAUAAAAAAAAAAAUCAGAUAUGUGUUAAAAAAAAUUGAAGAUCCAGUCUUGUAAACCCUUUUUGAAAACCAACAAUUAUUUUUGCUCUUUCGAAAUUAAACAAAAGUAGGAUAAACACAGAAUGUCAAAAAUAUGUUUGCACUGGAUAUAUAAACUGCGAAGGACUUAUACAGUUCUUCGCAGUCUCGCUGUUAGUUAAGACAUGUAACUGAUAGUGCAACCAAUACACAAAAAUAAAACUCAACUCGACUUAUUACGUUUCUAUAGCAGCUUGUGAUUUUGAUAAUAUGUAAAUGCAUACAGAGAAGGAACCUUUCGUAAAUUGCACUAGUACAUUAACCAUUAUUAAUACAAGCAUUAUCUUUCCUUAUAACUUUCGA
This is a messenger RNA of Teleopsis dalmanni, 4305 nucleotides long. RefSeq names its product nitric oxide synthase (gene Nos). Gene Ontology annotation, molecular function: calmodulin binding; NADP binding; heme binding. The coding region runs from base 192 to 3674 and encodes 1160 amino acids. The transcript has 18 exons. The record is from RefSeq and is a predicted model, not a curated record. Lineage: Eukaryota; Metazoa; Arthropoda; Insecta; Diptera; Diopsidae. Gene Ontology annotation, biological process: nitric oxide biosynthetic process.